AUGAGGCAGGGAAUCAAAUGGGUGUUUGUACUUAUUUUGGCGGCUGUCACAACCGUUACAAUCAUAAAAAUUAUGAUCAAUCGUACAAAGGAAUUGGAAAGAAUUCAAGAAGAUGAAAAACUUACAGAAAUUCCAUCAGCAGGUCUUUUAAUGCUUAAUUCGAGUAUAAUGAAACUUAAACCUUGGAAAUCUACACUCCGCUUAUCACGGUACGUUCGCCCGCUGCAAUACUCCAUUAAUCUGUAUCCAAACAUUAAACAAGGAUCAUUUGUUGGUUCAGUUAAUAUAACAAUUAUAUUGGACACUGCUCAAAGUUAUAUUAAACUACAUUCAAAAGGAUUGAGAAUCAAAGAAACUAAACUCAAUUCCAGUUCUGUAACAGCUUUUUCAUAUCCACAACAUGAAUUUUGGGUUGUUUUACCUAAUGAAGAACUAAGUGCUGGGGAAUACCAAUUACAAAUAUCAUUUGAAGGUGGUUUAUUGAGAAAAAUAAUUGGAUUGUAUCGAAGCGUUUAUGAGGAUUCAACAAGCCAUGAAAAACAUUUUUUGGCCACUUCACUCUUCCAACCAACUUAUGCGCGGUUAGCGUUUCCAUGUUUUGAUGAGCCUCAACUGAAAUCAAAAUUUAAAAUUAGUUUGAUCCGACCAUCUGGUAAUAACUACAUAGCAUUAUCCAACAUGAACCAAGAGUCUGAAGAGCUCAAUGUGCCUACAAAUGGAUUGACUACAGUCCAUUUUGCUAAUACUGUCCCAAUGUCUACGUAUCUUGCUUGUUUUAUUGUAUGCGAUUUUAAAUCACUUGAACCAGUAAAAGCAGAUCAAGGAUUCCCGUUAACAGUUUAUGCCCCAAGUGGUCAAAUUGAAAAUAUGAAAUAUGCUCAACAUGUGGGUCUCAAGACAAUUAAUUAUUACGUCAAUUAUUUUGGCAUUCAAUACCCGUUACCAAAAUUGGAUCUGAUAACAAUACCAGAUGAUUUUCUUUCUGGAGCAAUGGAAAAUUGGGGUCUUGUGACAUUUCGUGAAACAAAGGUUUUAUAUAAUGAAAGUAAUAGUUCUAUUGAUGACCAAGAGACAAUCGCGUUUAUUGUUGCUCAUGAAUUGGCUCAUAUGUGGUUUGGAAAUCUCGUUACUAUGAAAUGGUGGAACGACUUAUGGCUUAAUGAAGGGUUUGCCACUUACAUGAAAUUUAAAGCUUCGCAAGUUGUCCACCCAGAUUGGGAUGUUGACACAUCAUUUCUAAUUCAUAGUCUCCAACCUGUACAAUAUCUAGAUAGUAAACUUAGUUCUCAUGCUAUAGUACAAGAUGUUUCUGAUCCCCAACAAAUAUCCUCAAUGUUUGAUCUCAUAUCUUACUCUAAAGGUUCUUCUGUAAUACGAAUGUUAGAAGGAUUGUUGGGUGAAGACAUAUUCAGGAUUGGUGUGAGCGCAUAUUUAAAACGUUUUCUAUUUAACAAUGCUGAAACUGAUGAUUUAUGGACUGAAUUACAAAUGACGUCUCAAAAUACAGUCAAUGUUAAAAAGCUUAUGGAUACAUGGACACGUCAAGCGGGGUUCCCAGUAGUAUCAGCUAUACGGAAUGGAACUAAACUUACUUUGAAGCAACAAAGAUUUUUGUCUGACCAAAAUACUAAUUCGUCAAAUGACCCAUCUCCAUAUAAUUACAAAUGGGAAAUACCAAUAACAUAUACCACUUCAAACAAUAAUACCGUACGUAAGUUUUGGUUAACCAAAGACGUGGAUUCAAUUACGAUUGACAUACCUGAUGCUGAAUGGAUAAAACUAAAUCACAGACAAGUUGGAUAUUACAUUAUAAACUAUUCUGAGAGUGAUUGGUGUUUACUUAAUAAUUUAUUAGAAAAAAAUGUUGAUGCAUUAAGUGCGGCUGACCGUUCAAAUCUUAUACAUGAUGCCUUUAUUUUGGCAAAUUCUAAUUACUUACCAUUUCGCAUUGCGUUAAACAUGACAAAAUAUUUAUCUUUGGAACAUCAUUAUGUUCCUUGGGAUGUAGCUGCUACUAACUUAAAGAGAUUAAGUGAACAUUUAUAUCAACGUCCGACACAUAAGCACCUUGAAAAAUACGUACAACAAUUAUUGGGGAGUAUAGAAGAAGAUUUCUGGAAUGAUUCAAGUGAUAGAAACUUAUUACAACGUAAAUUUCGAGGAGUUAUUUUCAAAUUAGGAUGUUCAUAUGGUUUACCAAGCUUUCAAAAAAAAGCAUACGAAUUAUUUAGAAGAUUUCUGAAUGAUAAAAUCAAACCACAUCCAGAUAUUAGAUUCACUGUUUAUUACUAUGGAAUGUCUCAGGGCAAUGAUAGUGAAUGGAAUAAAUUAUGGGACUUAUUCAUAAAUGAAAAAGAACUUCAGGAAAAAAAUAAUCUUAUGGAUGCAUUGACUGCCUCAAAAGAAACAUCAAUAUUAACUAGACUAUUGCAUCAUGCAAAAAAUGAGAGCCAUGUUCGUUCCCGAGAUUAUUUAAGAAUUAUAUUACUGAUAAACCGUCAACCUUUUGGAACUCAAUUCGUAUGGGACUUUUUGAGGGAGAAUUGGCAGUACUUCGUUGGUCGUUUUUCUCUUUUUGAUUGGCAAUUUGGAAAUCUCAUACCUUCAGUUUGUUCUCAUUUCAAUACACAAGAACAUAUUAGAGAAAUGAACAUAUUUUUUGAUGAACAUCCAGAAGCUGUACCUAGAAAGAAAGGACGAAAGUCUGUACUAGAAGUUGUAUCUAACAAUAUUAAAUGGUUAGAAAAACACGAAGCUGUUAUUAGUAAUUGGUUGAUAAAUACAAUCUAA
Molecule: messenger RNA, 2790 nt
Organism: Macrosiphum euphorbiae (potato aphid)
Lineage: Eukaryota; Metazoa; Arthropoda; Insecta; Hemiptera; Aphididae
Source: the annotation of a GenBank genome assembly